CGGAGGGAUGGGCUGGCUCAGCUCGACCCGGCAGGGCUUGUUUACUAUGGCUGAUGAUCUGGAGCAGCAGCCUCAAGGCUGGCUGAGCAGCUGGCUGCCCACUUGGCGCCCCACUUCCAUGUCUCAGCUGAAGAACGUGGAAGCCAGGAUCCUCCAGUGCCUCCAGAACAAGUUCCUGGCCCGAUAUGUGUCCCUCCCAAACCAGAACAAGAUCUGGACGGUGACAGUGAGUCCUGAGCUCAGGGACCGCACCCCCCUGGUGAUGGUGCAUGGCUUUGGGGGCGGCGUGGGCCUCUGGAUCCUCAACAUGGAUUCACUGAGCGCCCGCCGCACUCUGCAUACCUUCGAUCUGCUCGGCUUUGGGCGAAGCUCUAGGCCAGCGUUCCCGAGGGACCCAGAGGGGGCCGAGGACGAGUUUGUGACCUCGAUAGAGACGUGGCGGGAGACCAUGGGGAUCCCCAGUAUGAUCCUCCUGGGGCACAGUCUGGGAGGAUUCCUGGCCACUUCCUACUCAAUCAAGUACCCUGACAGAGUUAAACACCUCAUCCUGGUGGACCCAUGGGGCUUUCCCCUCCGACCAACUGACCCCAGUCAGAUCCGUGCACCCCCGACCUGGGUCAAGGCUGUGGCCUCUGUCCUAGGGCGUUCCAAUCCACUGGCUGUUCUUCGAGUAGCUGGGCCCUGGGGGCCCAGCCUGGUACAGCGAUUCCGACCAGACUUCAAGCGCAAGUUUGCAGACUUCUUUGACGAUGAUACUAUAUCAGAGUAUAUCUACCACUGCAAUGCCCAGAAUCCCAGCGGGGAGACGGCAUUCAAAACCAUGAUGGAGUCCUUCGGCUGGGCCCGGCGACCCAUGUUAGAGCGAAUUCACUUGAUUCAAAAAGAAAUGCCCAUCACCAUGAUCUAUGGGGCCAACACCUGGAUAGACACCAGCACAGGAAAAAAGGUGAAGCUGCAGCGGCCGGAUUCCUACGUCCGAGACAUGGAGAUCGAGGGCGCCUCACACCACGUGUACGCGGACCAGCCACACAUCUUCAACGCAGUGGUGGAGGAGAUCUGCGACUCGGUUGAUUGAGCUGCUCUCCCUAGAGGGCGAGGAGAAAGCCAGAGAGUCACUCUCACCUCCCUGUCUCCUUACUUACCCCUCUGUCCUUUCCUGACCAACUAACAUGUGCCAGCCAGGCAGAGUCUCGGGCUGUCCCCAGGGCAGGACCACAGAAGGAGAGCACUCCUCUCUACGCUAAGGGCUAGAGGCAAAAGCCACAAGUGGCCUUGAGCUCCCCACCCCGGGGAAGAGCAUAAAGGCUUGCAGAGUGCCACCCCAUUCUCUCCAUGCCGAGUGUUACCCAGGUGUGGUUAUGAAGGGUCACACCAAGCCGUGUCCCCCCUGUGCCAAAGGGAGGGCGGCCACCUCCCCUGGGCGAAGGAGAGGCUCUCAGUGGCCUUUCCCGGCUCUGGAGUGUGUGGGGGGUAGGUUCUGUGCAGGAACAUCUUCCUCCCCCAUUACCCCCGGCCCCCCGGCCCAUGCCAGUUCUGUCCGGAGUCUGGUUGGGACUGGUUCCCACUUAAGUACCAAGAGCAGGUCCUGCAGCUCCCGUGACCUGAGAGGUCAUAUCCAAAGCUCUCGUUAACAGAGGAGGCCCAGGGCAGGGCAGGGCAUGGCUGGUCCAUGGUGAGACAGCUCUGUUCCAGGAGAGCUAGGGCUGGCACCCGGGUCUGCUGAGAGCCAGUGCUCACGGCAGAGUCUGUUUGCUAAGGUUUGAGGCAAGCACCGUUGCCAUGGGGCUGGUCCUGGCUGAGGAUAAGCCCAACCCAGCCCCACGUUCCAGCCUCAUUGUACGGGGGUGCUGUUUGCCUGCCCUGUGUCUCAGCCCCAGCUGCCUGAGCUGGGCACACUCAAGUGCUUCCUUCCUGCCCCCUCUUCCUCCCGCUGGGAGGCCUCUGGGCCUCCCUCUGUGCCUUGGGCCCUGAAGCCCCACCCAUAGUGUUGAGAAAGGUGGCCCCUGGUGGAGAGAAGGGAAAGGCCCUUCAACCCUGAGCCGUGUCUGGAUCCCCAUCCUCUCUAGUAUCCACAGGGUUUUUCUACCUGCCCCCGGAGCUGAGGCUCACAUGAGCCUCUGCCCAGGGUCCAGUGGGGAGCCUCCAGCCGGCAGUUGCCUGUCCUCAUCAGCCACAGGAUGGUUCUCACUGCCUGGCCCUCCAUCCCUGCCACCUGUCCUUCUGGUCUCCAGCUCAUCAGCCCCUGACCCCCCGUCACUCUCUCCCAGGGGUUGGUUCCAGGUGCUGCUCCAAGGUUCUGGGCAGUGGGCUGGGCCUGGCCCCAGAACCACGGCAGCUCUUGCCUACUCCUUCACUUUUGUAAAGCCAACCCUUUCACCAGAAUAGUAUUAACUCCUGGUGCUUUGUACUACUGGUCCAGCUGCCUUGGGCUCCUUUUCUAUAUUAAUAAAGAAAUGAGUCAAAAUUGCCUUUGGUGAUGAUGUUUAAUAUUGCUCCAACAAGAGUGGUGCUGAAUUCACAACAGCUCCUGUGACACCUGAGUCAGAGGAGGGGGCCCCGAGAGGUACCCACGCACAGGCCACUCGACUCCCUCUCCCGUUUAGUGCAGCAUCCGCCCCCUGAGAGGAUGGAUAAGGGCUGGAUGGGCCAAGCCCCAACUCACUGGAGGAGAAUUAGGCUGAACUGGGUGCUCCCUACUGCCCAUUAAAUAGCCCUAUCAUCUGAAGUUCACCUUGGCCUUCACCUGGACUGCUCCCUAGGGCCUAUUCUAACUCCUACUCAUCCUCAACCUCAGCUCAAAUAUUCCUUCUGCAGGUAAGCUUUCCCCUGAACCCCUAGACUAGACUUGCACCCCCUCUUCUGUGUCUCCAUGGCACACUCAAAUGCCCCUUGGUAAAACUCAUAAACUUGUAGUCACUUGUUUCGUGUCUGUCUUUCCUCCCUAGAUCACAAGCUGCUUAAGGACAAGGGGCACGUCUGGCACCUGGUUCAUGUUCAGCAGAUGUUUAUUUUGUUUGAGCCAAGGGAACUGAGGCAUGCCAAGUGUUCAGACAUGUUCAAAUCAUUACCAGCAGUGCCUGCUGUGCUGGCUGACUCCAGCUAGGCCCAGAAUUUAACAGCUCAAAAUGGCACUUAAUCCUACAUUUGUCAUCAUGAAUGAAUGAAUGAACAAAUGAAUGGAACUCCUGGGUAUAAUUACAAAGCUCUGGUCUAUCCGAGGACCCUGCAUAUUCUCUGACUGAAGAUUGCCUGAUGGCCAACACCUGCCAAACUGAGGCGAGGGCAGGUUUUUGUUUUUGUUUUU
Kogia breviceps (pygmy sperm whale) is the source of this 3304-nucleotide messenger RNA. It is a transcript of the gene ABHD4, whose product is annotated as abhydrolase domain containing 4, N-acyl phospholipase B. Gene Ontology annotation, cellular component: mitochondrion; lipid droplet. The record is from RefSeq and is a predicted model, not a curated record. Lineage: Eukaryota; Metazoa; Chordata; Mammalia; Artiodactyla; Physeteridae. Gene Ontology annotation, biological process: phosphatidic acid biosynthetic process; lipid homeostasis. Gene Ontology annotation, molecular function: phosphatidylcholine lysophospholipase A1 activity; lysophosphatidic acid acyltransferase activity.